AUGAAUCACGGAGAAGAAUUACCGCCUCAGAAGAGACGACGUCUUUCUCCGCCUCCUGUAAAUGGGAAUGGCCGUCCUGCAGAGUUUCUUCCUGCGCCGCCACCACGUCUUGAACCCAGCUUCAUCGGCUAUGAUCCCUUCGAUGACUUCACGAAGCAAGUCGCAGAUUGGAUUGCAGACAUGAUUAGGGGAAAGGAAGACGUUGAGGUUGAAGGAAAGAUCGGCAUUGUAUUCGAUGAGUUAUUAAAUAGGCGAAUCGACCUGCCUGUACUAUCUGAGACUAUAAUAUCUCCCUCUGUCAAGGAUCGCCGGUUUCAGAGCACGAUGACAGUAAAUCAACACAGACACUACAAUGACUUGCUCAACAAACGCGUAGAACUAUCCGCCACCGCUCCCCCUUCAAUGUUUAUGAAGUUUGCGCAUACGCGGGGUAUAGACUCAUUCUACAAGGUUCCGGAUGAUGAGGGCAAGGUUCGAGUGCGCGUUAGCAGGGACGAAAAGACGGGAGACAUCACAGAGAGUGUGAAAAAGACGAGACUAGGGGAUAUGGACGUCUUGUGUCCACGAUGGGCCUUCGAUUACCGGAUCAGCGUCAACAAGGAACUGCCUAGUGAUCCACCAGCACAGGAAGUUCGCCCGGAGAGGCUUCGAAGAAAGGACCGUGUUUCCUACACGCAUCAAGCCUAUCGAAUCGACCUGACUCAAGUUUACCCCCAUCCGGCUCCGGCAAAAGGCGAAGCGGGCAUAACGCACGAGCUUGAGGUCGAGUUCCUGAACUCUGCUGUGCUAGUGCGAGAGUGUGCGAAGCGGGACAAGGGCGAGCCGAGCAUGUUCGACGAGAUGAUCCAGGUGUUUUUGAACAAUAUCAGGAUACUCAUCCGGAGUGCUGUACCGCCGGAGUAGGAAGUCCCGCCACAGUAGGAAGUGAGGGGGAGUUCAUAGUUCAUACCAUUUGGUAUCAUCAUAGUGCGUGAAAAUACAGAGGCGAAGGAAUGUGUAAUGCUUAUGCUAGACAUGCAGACACUAAUAGGGAGUUAAGAUCGC
Messenger RNA from Dacryopinax primogenitus, 1044 nucleotides. Its product is annotated as mRNA triphosphatase CET1. Bases 1 to 903 code for a protein of 300 amino acids. Gene Ontology annotation, cellular component: mRNA capping enzyme complex. Lineage: Eukaryota; Fungi; Basidiomycota; Dacrymycetes; Dacrymycetales; Dacrymycetaceae. The transcript is spliced from 5 exons. The record is from RefSeq and is a predicted model, not a curated record. Gene Ontology annotation, molecular function: polynucleotide 5'-phosphatase activity. Gene Ontology annotation, biological process: polynucleotide 5' dephosphorylation; 7-methylguanosine mRNA capping.